Messenger RNA from Macroventuria anomochaeta, 1993 nucleotides. RefSeq names its product Pkinase-domain-containing protein. Lineage: Eukaryota; Fungi; Ascomycota; Dothideomycetes; Pleosporales; Didymellaceae. The record is from RefSeq and is a predicted model, not a curated record. Gene Ontology annotation, molecular function: ATP binding; cAMP-dependent protein kinase activity. Gene Ontology annotation, cellular component: nucleus; cAMP-dependent protein kinase complex. The coding region runs from base 369 to 1889 and encodes 506 amino acids. The transcript is spliced from 2 exons. Gene Ontology annotation, biological process: peptidyl-serine phosphorylation.
ACAGGGCCCGCCGUGCUGCGUGACGACCCUGUGCAGCUCACUCGUUGAAUCGCUGCUUCCCCCGCGAAGCCUCAACCACGCCAACCCCUCACGGCCAGUGCAACGCUCUCUCUCCCAGACUCCCCAUCCGUUGCACUCCUACGACAUCGCUAUCGCCGCCUAUGCACGCGCAAUAAUCCUGCCUCGCGCCCUAAUUGCUCUGAUCCCCCUGCUGCACCCGCGCACUCCGCACCUCCGCCCACUGAAGACGCCCGACGCGGCACCGCGCCCAGCAGCAGCAGCAGCAGCAGCAGCAGCAGCUCCCUCUCCCCAGGGCACGCCUCCCCAGGGCAGGGCCUCGAAUUUCACGACCUCCUCCCGCCCGUAUUAUGCCUACCCUCGGAUUUCUCAAGAAGAAGCGGACGAAGGACUCGGGCGGCUCCAAGGACCUCGAUUCGCCGACGUCGCCCAUCAAAGAAACGUCGUCGGGCUCGUCCAUCACCCCAACCACCUCCAAGAACCGCACCUCGGGCUCCUUCCACAUGACCAAGACGCGCACCAACGACAGCGCCCACAGCCACGCCAUUAGUCAGCAACAGUCGGCCACGCAGCAGCACCAGCAGCAACAGGCACAGCAGCAGGCACAGCAGCAGUCCAAUGCGCCCUCGGCCGCGCCGCACAAGCCGACCGACUCGAUGAACCCCGCCUACAGCCCGCACCCCGUCGCGAGCCCGCACAGCAACCCGCAGCAGCCCUCGCACAACGUCGCCAGUAUACAGAACCUGAUACACCCGACCAACAGCAUCCCGCAGCAGCAGCAUGCCAGCAACAAUGCCACUAAAAACGGCGGCGUACAGUUCCAGACGCAGCCCCUCAACCAGACCCGCGUCACCAAGGGCAAGUACUCGCUGACCGACUUCACCAUCCAGCGCACCCUCGGCACCGGCUCCUUUGGGCGCGUGCAUCUCGUGCAGAGCAAGCACAACCAGCGCUUCUAUGCCGUCAAGGUGCUGAAGAAGGCCCAGGUCGUCAAGAUGAAGCAGGUCGAGCACACCAACGACGAGCGCCGCAUGCUGCAGCAGGUCAAGCACCCGUUCCUCAUCACCCUGUGGGGCACCUUCCAGGACUCGAAGAACCUGUACAUGGUCAUGGACUUUGUCGAAGGCGGUGAGCUGUUUAGUCUGCUGCGAAAGUCCCAGCGCUUCCCCAACCCCGUCGCCAAGUUCUACGCCGCCGAGGUCACCCUGGCCCUCGACUACCUGCACUCGCACAACAUCAUCUACCGCGACCUGAAGCCCGAGAACCUGCUGCUCGACCGCCACGGCCACCUCAAGAUCACCGACUUCGGCUUUGCCAAGGAGGUGCCGGACAUCACAUGGACCCUCUGCGGUACGCCCGACUACCUCGCGCCUGAGGUCGUGGCCUCCAAGGGCUACAACAAGUCGGUCGACUGGUGGUCGCUCGGCAUCCUUAUCUUCGAAAUGCUCUGCGGCUUCACGCCCUUCUGGGACGGCGGCUCCCCCAUGAAGAUCUAUGAAAACAUCCUCAAAUCGCGAGUGAAAUAUCCGCCAUACAUCCACCCGGACGCGCACGACCUGCUCCAGAAGCUCAUCACCCCGGACCUCACCAAGCGACUUGGCAACCUGCAUGGCGGCAGCAAGGACGUAAUGAACCAUCCCUGGUUCGCAGAGGUAACGUGGGACAGGCUGCAGAAAAAGGACAUUGACGCACCCUACGUACCACCUGUCCGCGCUGGCGUCGGCGAUGCCAGCCAGUUCGACAAGUACCCCGAAGAGACGGAGGCGUAUGGUCAGGCUGGUGACGACCCGUGCGUGGCGAAACCUCCUUAUGAUAUCGAACAUGUGCUAAAAUGUCCCAAUAGGCAUGGACACCUCUUCCCAGACUUCUAGACACACUUCCCGCCUUGUCGUCGUAAGAAGGUCGAAGUCUUGUUCAGCCUCUCCUUUGUACGCCCAUCGAAGCUCCUGUAGCAUAUCGACGGCACUUUCGAACC